Messenger RNA from Styela clava, 2265 nucleotides. RefSeq names its product DCN1-like protein 5. Gene Ontology annotation, molecular function: cullin family protein binding; ubiquitin conjugating enzyme binding; ubiquitin-like protein binding. Gene Ontology annotation, cellular component: ubiquitin ligase complex. The record is from RefSeq and is a predicted model, not a curated record. NCBI's taxonomy places the organism in Eukaryota, Metazoa, Chordata, Ascidiacea, Stolidobranchia, Styelidae. Gene Ontology annotation, biological process: protein neddylation.
CAUAUUUUCUUGUAUUCUUUAUAACAUAAUUAACAAUAGUAUUUAGAAAUGUUGGUAAUAUAAUGCCUUCAGUAAACAAAAAACGAAAAAAUUCGACUAACUGUGGAGAAUCAACAGCUAAAAAGUCAAGAUCAAGUAAUAUGAAUCGACAGCGAAACAUCAGUGAUUUGUUAAUGGGUAGUGGAAAGAGGAGACAGCCUGCUAGUGCAAGAUCUCACGGAAAAACAUCCUCGCACUCUCAAUCUUCGUUUUCCACAAAAAAAUGUUUAAAGUGGUUCCAGGAAUAUUCCGAAAUGAAUGAUGUCAUUGAUCCUGAAGGGAUGGAAAAAUUUUGUGAGGACAUUUCUGUAGAGCCAGAAAACGUUGUUAUGUUAGUGCUUGCUCACCAACUUGCCGCUAAACAGAUGGGCUAUUUUACUCAGGGCGAGUGGGAAAAAGGAAUGGGGAAUCUGCAAUGUGACACUGCAGAGAAAUUGAAAUCGAAACUUGAUUAUUUACGUUCUCUUCUCAAUGAUCCUUCCGAAUUUAAAAAUAUUUAUAGAUAUGCGUUUGAUUUUGCAAGGGAGCCUGAUCAAAGAUGCAUUGAUAUCGAAGUUGCAAAAGGAAUGUUGCAAUUACUUCUUGGAUCAAAGUGGUCAAUGUUUUCAAAAUUUUAUGAUUUUUUAGAGAAAUCGAGAUAUAAAUCAUUGAACAGAGAUCAAUGGAAUAACGUUUUAGAAUUCAGUCGUGCGAUCAAACCUGACUUUUCUAAUUAUGAUGUGGAUGGAGCAUGGCCAGUUCUUAUUGAUGAAUUUGUUGAAUGGUACAAAGAAAAUUCUUAAUCAUUGAUGUUUCAGUCAUUCUGAUUAUUCUGUUAGCAAGGCACUGCUGUCAUAUUAUUGUAGGUCAUCGACAAUUAUAAUCUAUGACUAUAAUUGUAUUACAGUCAAGUACACAGGAUUCUAAUAUAGGAAAAUUUUUUAAUCAAUGCUACAUUUGCGAGGUACAAAUGUAGUCAAAAGUAGUCUGCUGGACUUUACUGCUUUGUUACAAUGUAAGUUCCAAGGACUGAAUUGAUUUGGUCAAGUUGCGCUGCUAUCAUUUUUCUAUGAAACAGGAUGUCAGUGGAUUUACACUUUUGCAUCUUCUAUUUUUUAACUGGCAACAAAAUCAUUUCAGAGUGUUUGAAUGCGCACCACACUUUAGAAAAUAUUUGGGGCAUUUUUACACUUGUGAACUGGAAACAAUAGGUAAUUUAUCUAGUUGUGCCAUGAUCUUACAUUAUUUGUCUCAGAUAUAGAUCGAAAUCAAACAAGCGUAUUUCUAAUAGUUACAAUUUGUCACAUCAAUUUAAUCGGACUCACAAUGCGAUAAAUUGUAGCUUUGUUGUGAAAUACACCACCAUGUACUAUGUUUUUGUUACAGUAUUUUUCAAAACAUUUUGUACAUAUUUUUUUUUCAAAAUUGCUUUGAAAUCUCCAACUUUAAAAAUUGUCACCACGAUGAAGUACUCAGAAAGCAACUCCUCAUUGAUAGGUGGUAUCUGACUCCGUUUAUACUGUACUGUUGCUUACCAUAUUAUAAUGUUAACUACCAUAACAUGAAUUUUAUUCAUCUAUCGCUGACAAAAAUCCUUUUCAUGUAUUUGAGAAGCGAAACUUCUUUUCUUGUUUUUCGAUUUUUUUCUCUUUUGUUGAUGUUUUAGUUUAAUAUUUCCAUGUGUACUCCAUUUAUUUAACAAAUUCUUCGCAUUUGUUUGAUUCUGCGUAGGAAUAUUUUUAUGCAAGUUCAUGAAGAUAAUUAAUAUUGGGAUAUGCUUUGUUUUUAUUAUUUCCCCCCUUGCUCAGGAGUGGGUAUGCACCUGUAUAAUAUUUUAGGUUUUUCUCUAAGUUACCUUUCUUGAUUGCAUGGAGAAAUAAUAUACUUAGUUUGAAUUGAAUACUUCCUAAUUGCUAUGUAUUACAAAUUCGGAGAAAGGAUUGAUGAUUUGAUAAAUGAUUAGGUAAAUAUUUCUGAAGACAUUUUCACGGCACCGUUGUUACAUUGUUAAACCUUUUAAUAUCCCAGCUAGAUCUUACGAAUGGGUUCCCGAGUAUCGAUUUUCGUGUUUACUUCUGUUAUCUUGGUUAGUCCGUCAACCGUGACGUAAUAAUCAGAAUUUUAGCAGCGACAUGUGCACUUUUUUUCACAUAAGUUUCUAAAAGUCUGUGUGAUACUGGGGUUGAAAUAAGGUAUCGGUACUUCUAAAUGGCAGGUGAGUAUUUCGAAUAAAACUAUGAUUAUGAA